Gallus gallus (chicken) is the source of this 4902-nucleotide messenger RNA. RefSeq names its product transcriptional adaptor 2B (gene TADA2B). Bases 13 to 1275 code for a protein of 420 amino acids. The transcript is spliced from 2 exons. Lineage: Eukaryota; Metazoa; Chordata; Aves; Galliformes; Phasianidae. Gene Ontology annotation, biological process: regulation of transcription by RNA polymerase II; chromatin remodeling. The record is from RefSeq and is a predicted model, not a curated record. Gene Ontology annotation, cellular component: SAGA-type complex; nucleus. Gene Ontology annotation, molecular function: zinc ion binding; chromatin binding; transcription coactivator activity.
GGGCGGGGUAAGAUGGCGGAACUGGGGAAGAAGUACUGCGUGUACUGCCUGGCCGAGGUGAGCUCCCUGCGCUUCCGCUGCACCGAGUGCGCCGACAUCGAGCUCUGCCCCGACUGCUUCUCGGCCGGCGCCGAGAUCGGCCCGCACCGCCGAUGGCACGGCUACCAGCUGGUGGACGGCGGCCGCUUCACGCUGUGGGGCGCCGAGGCGGAGGGCGGCUGGAGCAGCCGGGAGGAGCAGCUGCUGCUGGACGCCAUCGAGCAGUUCGGCUUCGGCAAUUGGGAAGAUAUGGCCGCUCACGUGGGAGCAUCCCGGACGCCCCAGGAGGUGAUGGAGCACUACGUGAGCAUGUACAUCCACGGCAACCUGGGGAAGGCCUGCAUCCCCGACACCAUUCCCAACAGGGUAACGGACCACACGUGUCCCAGCGGCGGCCCUCUCUCUCCCAGCCUGACCACUCCGCUCCCGCCCUUGGACAUAUCGGUGGCUGAGCAGCAGCAGCUGGGCUACAUGCCGCUCCGGGACGACUACGAGAUUGAAUACGAUCAGGAUGCUGAGACUCUGAUCAGCGGCCUGUCGGUGAACUACGACGAUGACGACGUGGAGAUAGAACUGAAAAGAGCUCACGUAGACAUGUAUGUAAGAAAACUCAAGGAGAGGCAACGGCGGAAGAACAUUGCGCGAGACUAUAACUUGGUGCCGGCCUUCCUGGGGAAGGAUAAGAAGGACAAGGAGAAAACCCCCAAACGAAAGAUCACGAAGGAAGAGAAGGAGUUGAGGCUGAAGCUGAGGCCUCUGUACCAGUUCAUGUCCUGUAAGGAGUUCGAAGACUUCUUUGAGAACAUGCACAAGGAGAGAGUCCUUCGAGCGAAGAUCCGGGAACUGCAGCGGUACCGUCGGAAUGGAAUCACCAAAAUGGAAGAGUCGGCGGAAUACGAGGCAGCCAGACAUAAACGGGAGAAGAGGAAGGAGAACAAAAGCAUAGCCAGCUCCAAGAGGGGGAAGGAGGACGGCAAAGAAGGGGAAUUUGCUGCCAUUGAAAACCUGCCUGGUUUUGAACUCUUAUCGGACAGGGAAAAAGUGCUCUGCAGCUCUCUGAAUUUGAGUCCUGCGCGUUACGUGACUGUAAAAACCAUCAUCAUUAAAGACCAUCUUCAGAAAAGACAAGGGAUCCCUUCCAAGAGCCGCCUUCCCAGUUACUUGGAUAAGGUACUGAAGAAAAGGAUUUUAAACUUUCUAACAGAGAGCGGUUGGAUAUCCAGAGAUGCAUCAUGAAACCCACCGCGUCUGAGCCACCGCCUCAGAGGCCUGAUGGGCUCCCUUCCUUUUCCUGCCCUCUCUGGAGAUUCAGAAAUGAUCUCAUUCAAAACAGACAAACAAAACAGAAAAAGCAAAAAACAAAAAAAACCCCACAGUGUUCGUGGUCUGUGCUUCAAGACUUUUGCUUUGGGUCACGAAAAAUACUGAAUUGUGAAACUUCUCCAUCCGAUUUCAUUACUCGUUAGAGUGCGCUGUUUUUGUUACGUUACUCAAAGAGAUUUCUUUCAUGUGAACCUACUCAAGUCCAGUGGUUCUGGGGUGGUCACUUCACUCCUCGCUGUUGGAUAAGUGAGCAUCAAUGUCAUCCAUAAUCCUUGCCUUUUUUCUUCUUUUAUGUUUAUUGAAGGUGGGAGGCGGUUUUCAGCACACGAGUUCUUCUUCUCCCUGGUGUUGCUUUUGUCGCAGUGCUGGCAGCCAAGCAGAGCUUGCAGAAAUCCUGAGCUGUCGGGUGUGGGGUGCAGGGAUUGGUGUGGCUGUUGCUGAGCUUUUGGUGCACUGCCCGUGGUAGCACAGCCCAGGUGUCAGGACGUGGGGUGAGAGCUUCCGCGGGGUGCAGCGGGGGUGAGGCGUGAUGGGGAUUGGUAGAUGUGCCUGCAGGUAUUUGUGCUGUGUGAGGAAGGCUUCUUGGAGAGCUGCCUUCAGCUGCCUGACCUCGGUGUACGCUUGGCCGGGCAGCUGUGUGCUCUGUGCUGGGCUCAGCACCGCUGUGAAGUGGCUGCUUGUGGCCAGCGGUGGCUUAGAACGUGCAGAAUGCUGCCCUGGUGAGAUCACCGCUUCCUGUUGCAGGGGGAACUGCUCCUCCUCUCGUGUCUGCUGUGCCCAGCACGUAUAGCCCGAGCAUCUGCAGCUGCCUCCUGAGUGCAGCUGGGAGGGACGGGGACAGGGACAGGGAGCUCCAUUCUGAAGCCCAUGGCGGUCACUGAGAUCGGUUUGUAAAAAAUAAUUUAUAUAGAUGAAAAUGCAGAGCUGCUGUGCUCCUGGAGUGCAGAGUGGUGGAUGCAGCCAUCGCAGGUUUCUGGCUGCACGUACCUUGAAACCUUCUGGACUAAAUGGGCUGAAGUUACCGCUGUGGUUGGCAGAAUGGAUCUCGGUUUGCUGCAGCGGUCGCUUUGGCAUAACGUCAUGUUUCAGAGCUCUGUGAGGGCUGCGCUCUGGGCUACAUGGGGCUGGAGUUACAGUGCAGCAGAGCACAGCAGAAACACCUGACCCACACCGCUGUUUCAGUAGUAUGUACCAGUUAAGGGAAAGGUGUUCAAGGAGGACUGGAAAAGGCUUUUUUUUAAUCUUCAUUUCAUGCUUAGAUUCCUGUGCUGGCAUCCAACCACGUGAAUUUAUAAAAAACAAGUGGAUUCUGCAUGCCAGACGUCGGUGUUCUCGCACCUGAGCCCUGCGCUGGGCAGUGCGUGGCAGCCAGCUGGGCAGCAGCUCCACUAUGUGGAUGUGCCAGGAGAUGGAGCUGAGUGAGUUGAGAACAGACGUGAACACGGGAGGUGUGCUCUGGUUCUGAUGCCUUGGGCUGUAGUCAGUGAGGUGCCCGUGACAUCUUAUAGACAGUAUUAACGCUGCAGCUUGGCAGAGCGACGCUGACCAGAACUGGUUUUGAGUCGGUAUCUCCAGCAUUACCAGAAUAGUGUUACCGCUGAGUUCGGCACACAAAGGGUACAGUUAUAAAGCCAGCACUUCUAAGGAGAAGGGGAAGAAACCAACACACACACACAAAAACUGUAGUGCCUUUUUGUUUUGGGCUUGUGGUGUUCCGUCCCUCCACCAAAGGAAGGGGCUGUGUGCUCUCUGAAAUGCUUUCGCUUACCUGGAAGCGGCUCCUCAGGCACUCGAGACGAAGCAGUGGAACUCACUGCAGUGCCAGUAGCUUUAAGAACCUCUUCCACCCUAUAUGCACGUACAAAGAGCACACGAGACAAGUUCAGAAGGUGUAAACCAUUGAUGAUUUCCUCUGUCCUUCUCCCGUGGAAAGGAAGCUCAGCCUUUCCAGCCUUGGAGUUAUGCAAUUGGGUUCUUCCUCUGCCCGGUUCCGGCUGCUGCAUCGCACCGGCGCUGUGCUGGAGCCUCAGCUCGGCCUGCAGCUGGGAGCUUAACACAGGUGUGGGUUUCUGACUUAUUCCUAUCUUCCUCAGACCUAAAUUUUAUAUUUCUACAGUGCUUCGGCACACCUAAGCCUAACUGAAGCAAUAGCCGAAAGCCCAUCUGAGCAGUAACUUAAACGUAAAAAUAUGUAGGCACCAAUGACUCAUUUAAAUGUAGGAAUGAAUUCUGCAUUUACUCUUCGUAGUUGCUGAAUUCCUCAGCCCUUGCAGAGUGUUUCUUUGGUGCUAGACGUAACUUAUUGAACAUCAAGAUGAAUGUAAAAUAAAGUAUUUUUAAUGUAUGAAAUAUGGAUAUCGAUAUUUAUUUUGUACUUGCAAGCAAAUUCCAGGUGGUAAAUGUUUGCUGUAGCAAACGCUGAUCCCUUGGAAAGGGCUUCCCUAGAAGCAGUGUCUCAUUGUCAGCUAUGCUUUGAACUUUCAAGGUGACUUGCACUAGAGGAUGCUGCUGUCCCGUAUUUUCAGAUGGAGCCGAUUUAGUCUAAGCAUUCCUUUGUUAUGAGCUGCUGUUUUGUUUCUUCAAGCUGAGAUGCAGUUAUCUUAAUCCGGCAACUUAGCAGAGCUGUGCUGCUUCUCGUGUGGUGAUGGGGCUGAGAAAAAGCGUGGCAAAAGCUCUUCAGCUUUGUGUCUUGUGUUUGUCAGGAAGUGCUUCCUGUACUGUACAGAUACCCGGGGCUUCAUGGCGCUAAUGAAAAGGUGCUUGGUUUUUUUUUUUUUUAUGCUUAAUGCUCUUAUUUUCUAAUGAAAAAUAAUGCUAACGAUAGUAUCUGCCCUAACAGCAUUGAUGUAAGCCUAUGGAAAAGCACUAUCCCGUCAGCUGUUCUGUCUCAUCUGCUGCUGGUAGGGGCGGCAGCCAGCCUGUUGUCAUGCUGUACACGUGCUUCCAUCAGUCCCAGCCAUGUGUUACAGUACAACUUACCGGGUAGCAAAGGAGCAUUAACCUUCAUUCAGUGCGUACAGCCCGGAUCAGGAGGGCUCGUUACAGCGUUCUGCUUACAGCCCCUCCUGCCCUACUUUCUGUUGCAGUCCCAGCGAGGGUUAAGAAUGGCAUUAAGAGGCAUUGGAGCCUCUGCCUGUAAAUGGCCUUGUGAAUCACAAAACCGAAGCACUCCGUCGUUCUUCUCUUGCACGGUGGCUGCGCCAGGUUUCUUUGCAAUUGUAACUGACUGCAUCAGCCUUUUGGUUUACUGCUCUUUCUUGCAAGGUGUUUUUGCAUGUGCCCCAGGUGCUCCCAAGUGACGACGAAUUAAAUACUGUGAAGGAGGGCACCUGGUGAGCACCCCUGGUUCAUCAGCUUCUUCCUUAAAGGGAACGUUGCACUCAUUUGCAGAGUGUAUUGGCAUAGCUGUGCCAGACACACAAAUGUCUGUGCUGAAAUCAUGUAAAACCUAACUGAUGUUGUGCACACUCAGCAUUUUACUAGGUUUUUGCAUUGUAUAUUGGUAAAUAAACUUGUAUUAAAGUUUCUUUCCAUUACUGA